Molecule: messenger RNA, 669 nt
Organism: Scleropages formosus (Asian bonytongue)
Lineage: Eukaryota; Metazoa; Chordata; Actinopteri; Osteoglossiformes; Osteoglossidae
Product: salivary glue protein Sgs-3-like
Exons: 2
Source: RefSeq, a predicted model, not a curated record
ACGUCGACCACAACUGAAACACCCACAACUACCACCGAGACGACAACCGCAACUACCACUCUAACGACAACCGCAACGUCGACCACAACUGAAACAGCUACAACUCCCACAACUACGACCCCGACGACAACCGCAACGUCGACCACAACUGAAACAACUACAACUCCCACAACAACUGAAACAGCGACCACUCCAACGACAACCGCAACGUCGACCACAACUGAAACACCUACAACUCCCACAACUACCACCCCGACGACAACCGCAACAUCGACCACAACUGAAACAACGACAACUGCCACAACAACUGAAAAAAGUACCACUCCAACGACAACCGCAACGUCGACCACAACUGAAACAGCUACAACUCCCACAACUACGACCCCGACGACAACCACAACGUCGACCACAACUGAAACACCUACAACUCCCACAACUACGACCCCGACGACAACCGCAACAUCGACCACAACUGAAACAACGACAACUCCCACAACAACUGAAACAACAACCACUCCAACGACAACCGCAACGUCGACCACAACUGAAACACCCACAACUACGACCCCGACGACAACCGCAAUGUCAACCCCAACUGAAAUAACGACAACUCCCACAACUACCACUCAAACGACAACCGCAACGUCGACCACAACUGAAACACCUACA